This is a messenger RNA of Prorocentrum cordatum, 696 nucleotides long. Lineage: Eukaryota; Dinophyceae; Prorocentrales; Prorocentraceae. The record is from the annotation of a GenBank genome assembly.
GGGUGCGUGAGCUCCGAACGGCGGCGGCGGCGAGCUUUCUGCUCCGGCCGCGGCUCGAACAGGAUGGUCGCGGGCACCGGGGCGCGCGGCGCCCGGCGCACCCCAGAGGGGGCAGACGAAUAAUCCAACUGCGUAAGACAGAAACUGGCGCCCGCCCCCCUGGACUGGCGCGGCGACGAGGAGGGCCCCGCCUCUGGCGAACGAGCCCGCCACCGCCCACGAACCCGCGGCCGCGCGGCGCUACACAGGAGAGGAAGGAGGCGGAAGAGGAGGAGGAGAGGAGGAGUGAGGUGGAGCGAACCCGCGACCGCGCGGCGCUACACAAGCACGUCGCCGCCCGCCGCGGCCCUGCCGAUGGCGUUGCCGGCGUGGCCCGGCCGCCGGGGGCAGCACGACCACGGGCCCCGUGGCGAGGCGCUCGCCGCCGCCCCGGGCCUGCCGCUGCGCCCCGCGUCCCGCCAGAUGCGCCUCACCACGCCUGCCAGCGGCGAGGUCCACCGCGGCGGUGAGCUCCUCGGGCUCCGCACCCUCCGCGCGCAGCCGGCCGAGGUCGCCGGCCAGCGCGCCCAGCUCCGGCUCCGAGAGGUCCGCGCCUGGCUCGCUCGGCGGCGGCGGCACCUGCUGCACCGCCGCGGGGCCUUCCACUGGUUGCCCCGGCGCCCCUCGGUCAGCGCCACGCAGCGCCAGGCGACCACC